CACUGACACAACACAUGUAAACAAGAGGAGGAAUAAAGAAAUUUUCACUCAAAAAAAGAUCAGAAAAUAUUGUAAAAUUGCCUCAAAUCCGAAGAAAAAACUGUGAAUCACUUAAAGUUAUAAAUAACGGGGUCGGUGGAAGAAGUUUUUAAUAGAAUUCAACAAUUGUACUGUUUUUAUUGCAUAAAAACAUCAAAAUAUUGUUGUAUAAAAUAACGAGAAAAAAUGAAUGAAUGAAUGAAAUGAAAAAGUGAAAUUUCAGGCAAGGCAAGCAAUUAAAUCAUACGAAUCAGUUUCAAAGGAAAAAGUUGGGCAAGCAAGUGCAAACGACGAUUAUCAAAAGUCAAAAAGUGUUGGCCAACCGCAUAAUGAGUUACACAGAAAAUUUACAGAAAUAUGUUGAUAAUUUGUGGGAAUAGUUGGCAUAACUCUGGGAAAUCUGGGAGAAGUAAGUGCAAGAAAGAAAAAAAUCGUUGAAUUGAGUGUGUGGAUAGUCGGUGUUGUGAGUGUGUACGUGCGUGUGUGUGUUGUGUUGUGUUGGAGUGAUACGCUGCUGCUGUGUUUGCGGAAGAGGUGAGAAGCUGUUGCAAACUCCCCCUCCGCAGCUGAUGGUGUUUAGCCGUUUAACGAACGCCAAGGAGUCUCGGAUUACAGCAACAACAAUAGCAGAGCAAGUGUAGGAGAAAAACACAUCUCAUACAACAGCGACUAAGACGACAGCAGCAACAACAGAUAGACAGUCAGACCGACAGACAGACAGCAGCCAAUACGUCGGCACAGCAAAACAAGCCAAGCGAGUGAACGAGCGAGCAAGGAAGCAAGCGACAAAUAGAAAGACAUAACUCAAGGUUUCGACUUUGGUGUGUUGUUUACAUUCUUUCCACGGGAGGAGAAGUUUCUAUUUUGAUUUCCUAGUUUGGCAAUGCCUGGGCGUAAGCCAUGGGUUCUCAGACCUUGGAAAUAUUACGUCAAGGCGUCUGGGCCUCUCUAACUGGCGGUUGGUUCUAUGACCCGCAUCAAAGUGUCUUCUGCAACAUUGUCCACUUGUAUUUGUGGCUGUUUCUGCUGUGUACACCGUUUGUGGCAUAUUUGUAUUUUCCGGGAACAUGGCUGACAUGGUGCAUCUACAGCAUCCUGACCAGUUUGACGGUGUUGCUGCUGAAGGUGGCCAAUAUGGCAUUGCAUCGUUUGUACGAUCGAGCCCAGUCAAUGUCAGAGGCGAAUAUAAAGCAACACUUUUUCAAGGUUACCAAGGAAACAUCGGCCGAAAGAAAUCGAGACAAUGAACCUGGCAUUGAAAUGAAGGUGAUACAUGAGGAUGGGGAGGUGGCCACCGAUGAUAUGGUUGCUUCGGUGGAGAAGGCCAUCAAUGAAAUAAGCGCAGAGAACAGUAUGGUGUCCAUAGAGAAUGGAAAUAGUAUUAUUGAUUUGAAAGUUGAUGUACACCGCAAAAACAGUUCCGAAUCCAUAGAGCUAAUGUUCUAUGCCCCAUCCAUGAUCUCAGGCAAUAGCCAGCAGGAUCAACAGUCUCUGGUCGGCGCAACAAGUAAUUCAAAAUCAAUACGUUCCUCGCAUACGAUUAACAAUAGCAGCAUCAGCACCAGUAACAAUAACAACAACACAUCUUCGACACCCAUUAAUGAUCCACAAGCCAAAUAUAUUAGUGUUUAUCCCAAAGACAACAGUCCGGUAGCAAGUUCGUAUGCUAGCAAUAGUCUUGUGGCGAGUGGGGGUGGUGCCACAGCCUUGGCUAGUGCUGGCCCAAGGCCACCUCAUUUAGUACGUAAAUCGUCGGAAAUUGUACGUGGUAGCCACCAGCGCAGACGAUUGGAACGGCAAUCAAGUUUGGAUGCAGCUGCCGAGUCUGCAAUUGUUGCCAAAUUAAUACAAAGGCAAGUGUCGGAAGCAAGUAAGACUUCGACGAGUGGUGGUGGAGCAGCUGGAAAUGCAGAGAAAUGUGAUAGUUUUGUACACGCACAAGUUUCAAAGAGCGGCUCGGUAACUCAACCGACAGCAUUUUCCACAACAGGGGCACAGCAAUCCCAUCAGCAGGCACAACGAUCAAAUACAACGAGUUCAACACUGAGCGUCAUUCCUGCCUCCAACUCAAAUGCCACCACUUCUGCACUGAAAACUUCACGUUUACAAAGGCAUCGUUCCUCGGAAACACAUGAUGAGCGACUGAAACAACAACAACGAAGUGGUGGGACAAUUGCUGUCAGCAGUAUUGGCACAAGUGGUCAUAGUGGUGGGGGUGGAGUGUUUCUCUCGAUACAUCAUGAACAUGGACGACAUCAUCCGCAUCACCGUCAUCACCAUCACACGCAUCGGCGGGGCGGUAGCGGAGGAGGUGCUCCCAUGGCUAGUAGCAGUGGGUCCGUAGCAGUACUGGCCUCCUCCAGCAUAGGGGCCAGUGAAAGUUUUGAUGUGGAUGAUUUGGAACUGGGCUUAGGAGGUAGUGCCAAUAUUGUAACGCAUGGCAGUCAUCUCAGCAGCGAUGGCAGAAUGCGUGCUUUGCCAUCCUGGAUUUUGGGUUCUUCCUCUGAUGUAUUCAUUGAAGAUGAUAGCUUUACAAAAUCCGACCUGGGCAUAGAACAGCUAGACGACCGAUCAACUGCCAAUUCAUCUCGAGCUGCUCUACUCAAUUCUCAUCCACACUCAAAUCAAUAUAGGCUGAAUCAUCAUUCUCAAACUUCAUCGGGACGUGCCAAUAUUUCAAAGGAUCCCAUUUAUACAAUAUCAGCCCUGCAACUUCAUAAACGACCGCGACGGGAAGGAGCCAUCAAAAGACGUAGACAUUCAAAUGCCACAACACUGUUUAAAACACCAAACGACAGUUCCUCGAAUGUCGGCCAGUUGCCAAGCAGCACAACGACAGUGCGCCGCAUCAAAAGCACAGCUUUAGAAGUGGCCUGCCCCCGACCAUCUGUGUCGAAUCUGUGUCCGCAUCCAAAUAGUGUGGAAGCCAUAAACGGCCAACAGCAGAUAAAAAAUCCUCAAAACUCCCUCUUGCCACCUCCUAGUAAAUGUUUAGUACGCAAUCCCCACUUGAAUUUGUGUCCCAAAUUCGGUGGAAGCUUUGGCGGCAGCUCAACAAACAGUAGUUUAGAUUUUGGUUCCACAAAUGCUCUUAUAGAUCCGGUCUAUGAAGGCAGGGAUAAAAUGAAACAGGAAAACAAACCGAAAAAAGAUACCGAUUUAUCAGUAAACGACUCUGUGGAAAAUGACGAAAACCCCAUUGAACUGGCAUUGGAUGAGGAUGACGCGUCAAUGGGUGCUGUGGGUGGAGUGUGUCCUCAUCAUUUUCUUCAUUCUCACCAUCAGCAUCAUUCGCAACCGCAACAGCACCAUCAUCAUUCACAUCAUCACAGUGCUGAGUCCGAUGUUGGUCAAAUAUUGAAUGAUACCAAAGACAAUGAUGAUGAUGGCGAUGAAGACGAAGACGACGGCGACGAUGAUGAUGAUGAGGGCGAUGAGGAUGAUGAGAAUGAAGUUGAGGAUGAAGAAUCCAUCGAUCCGCGACAUGAUACUACCGAAAGCAAUGAAGAUGAUGACGAUGAUGAGUUCAAAGAUUUCGACUAUAAUGUAGAGCACAUACUGGAGGUUCUUGAACAUACCCACAAUCAACUGGAUGAUGAUUUACGAGCCCAACAACAACUACAACAACAACAAGAGCAGCAACUACAACUGCAAAGCCAACAAAAAAUUGCUCAAGGUUUAUCGGAAAUUAACAAAAGAAAUAAGCCUGAUAAACCACCUGUAAGGUCAACGUCACACGAAACACGCCAUGAUACCGUGGAUGGAGACGACGGCGAAGAGGACGAUGAUGACGACGACGACGAUAAUGAUGGUGCUCUAACCAUGACCAGGGAACGUUUACAUUCCACAGAUUCGGAAACCGAUAACAAUGGCUCUAGAUCACCGUUGUUAAACAAUAAAAAGUGGGCCGUCACCUCAUCCUCCUCCACCUCAAAUUCGAACAAAGAGAAGACGAGCGAAAAGGCCCUGAGGGAUGAAAUUAAAAACGUACAAAAACAAAAACAUUCCAUUAAAAAGCAUCAAGCCAGCAUACAGGCUUUGAGUAAUCCUGAUGGUGAGGUGCAGCCACCAGCGGUUGCUGCUUCUAAUACUGUCCCUCAAGCAUUCCCACCUGCAGCUGUUAUUCAUAACCAACAACACCAGCAACCAAAAGGCAAUGAGGUCGACUCUGGUUGUCCCUCCAGCGACUGCGAACAGAUAAGUGCCAGCUCAAAAGAUGUUCUACUCAAUAUUUCAAACGAGAAGGUGCAUCAGGAGAAGCCGAGUAAAUCGCGAGAUGAUUUUCAGGAUAAUGUGCCAACAACGACAAAUGCCAAUAAUGGAGCUUCCUCUUCUAGCUCCAAUUCGAAUGCAAAUGUGGGUAAACGAUUAGGCGCCAUACCAAAACUAGUGCAAUAUCGUGAGAUAGACGAACGAUCCGGGGGACAAGAUAACCACCAGAAUCCCUCCUGUUCCCAUCACAGUUACAAACGGCAUGCGGGUAAUUGGAGUUCGGUAGCCCCCACUCAAUCGAAUCAUGCUUUUGCUUCUGUUGCCGCUGGUCUCAAGGCAAUUUCGCGCACCUCCUCCUCAUCGAAUAGUUCCCACAGUGUCAGUGCGGAGUCUUUUACAGCUGAUAUUCAGAAAAUGUUGUGGUUAAUGCACGGCGGUUCAGUAGACGAUAGGGGCAGGCCCAUUGAAAAUCCCGAGAACCUAACCUCUUUGCCAACGUCUGUGAGUAGCGGCACUCAAGGCAACAUGUCCAGUGCCCACUUGCAAUUUUAUCAGGAUGCCUUGAAGGCCUUGAACUCAGCUUCCUCGGCUGAACGACUGGCAUUAACCGAACGUUUGUAUCAUCGGGAACAAUUGCUGAGGAGGAGUAUGCGACAGAGAUCAGCUGGCGAUGCUGAAUCCAAUCAUAGCAAUGCUAUCGAACAGUGGCCUUUAGAUAGCAAUGCAGCCAUGUCUCACAUCAUGUCCGCCUCAUCAUCAUCCGCAGCAGCUGCAGCGGCUGCUUCCAGAACCGCUGCUCCAUUGACACAAGUAAUGAUUGAUUCUCCCUCUUCUUCGACAGUACUCAAUAACCGUAAUGUCAGCAGUGCCACUACAGUCUCCCUGAAAGGUUUCAUCCAUGAGUUCAUCAACGAUGAAUUGCGCAACAUGGAGACCUCUCAGCGGAUACAAGCUACGCCGCUAACGACGACCAACAAUCGAGCAGCCAUGGCUGCCAUAUUGAAUGUGGAUGGUGCCCAUAUAGAUAACUAUUGCGACUACUGGCGUCCCGCCUGCAUGUUGACCUCCGACAAGCCAGCCAUAACACCAAAAUCGUUUUACAAAUACCGCCUCAAAUUAGGUUCCUAUACACAGGAAUUCAACAUCUCAAUGGAUCGACUAGAGCUGAUGGCGUUGUUUGAUCGGGACAUCCAUUGGAUACACAUCCUGCUGUCUGUGGUACUUAGUGCCGCGGUGGCAUAUUUGGGUUCAUCAAUUCUACAGCUGAGCUAUUACAAGGAUGUGUUUGCAUUUCUCUUUUGCGCUGUCAUAGCCGGGUCACAGUAUUCAUUGUUGAAAAGUGUACAACCAGAUGCAGCUUCUCCGAUACAUGGUUUUAACAAAACCGUGGCCUAUUCACGAGCUAUAUAUUUUUGCAUUUGUUCGUCGUUGCUGCUAUUUUUUCAAAAUCUAAAGGAGGAAUACGAUGUGGAAGCUCUCCAAGGAGGGGAAAUGAAGCAGUGGGUUUUCUUUGGAGUGGCCUUUUAUCCGGCCCAAGUUAACAGCUUGGUUCUACAAGCUCUCUAUAUAUUUCUGUUAAGUUUCCCGCUGAUAUUUUCGUUGGGCCUGUUCCCGCAGAUAAAUACAUUUACAAUGUAUUUGAUGGAACAAAUCGAUAUGCAUGUGUUUGGUGGCAAUGCUGCCGGAAGUUUAAUGGGUUCCGUUCUUUGUGUUUUACGUUCAAUAUUGGGCGUUAUGUUGCUCUAUGGUCCCUUAUAUGCGGCGCUCAACGAAGGCAAAGGUACCCAGCACAUUAUUUUCUCCAUAUUUUGUGCCCUUCUUGUGCCCUUGGGUUAUCACCUCUCCCGAUCAGCUAGUGAUUUUAGCCAUAUUUGGGCUCUUAUGAAGCACUGCAUUAUGUCGACGUACCACGAAGAUGAUGAUGAGUUGAGCACCGCCAGUACUCAAAAGCUAACUGCCGGUAAAACGAAAAGAGGUUCAUCCAAGAAGCGUGAAAGGGAAAAGCAAGGUGUUGGUGGUGGUGAAAAAAGUAAACCCGGCGAAAAUAUUGAAAUGUCUUCUUUGGAGAAAUUGCAAAAUGGUACAACUCCAAGAAAUGAAACAACCGAGGAGCUGGAAGAAGCUGACGCAGAGGCCGGGGAGGAGGAGGAGGAAGAAACUGAAACCAAUGAACUGUCGGAAGACAAAGAUCCAAUGACUGAGAAAAGAAGCAAAUCGAAGGCAUCUUCAUUGGGUAGUAGUACUCAGACUUUGGGCAAAACUACCAUGUCAACCAGUAAAAAGGCAAUAACGGCUUCCAGUAGUUCCUGUAAUACAAAUUUAGAAACAGAAAAUAUAAUGAAAGAAGUUGAGGAGGGGGUGACACCUUCCUCACUACAACUGCCACCGGUGAUUAGAGAAAGUAAAGAAACAGAGUUGGUGGCCACCACUACUACCACCACCACCACCACAGCAGCAGCAGCAUCUGCCGCUGGCACAACCGCCAAAGAAACUGACUUGGAUAAAAUGUCAACUACCUCGACCACAAAUCCUGCUGAAAUAUCCACCUAUACAGGAGUCAUUCACAAUGAAGCCGAGGCCAAUGAAAUCGAUGUAUUUACCAUGAAUUGUCCUGACAAUGCAAAUAGUGAGACCGAAAGUAAUUCCGCCGAUCCUUUGCCUAAAAAACUACAACACACCGUCUAUACAAGGCUGAAGAAUGAUUUUGUGGUGACUGUCUUUUUGGCAGUGGUGGUCCUAGGUUUACACUGUAGCACUGUGUUCACGGUACUGCAGCCAGAUUUGAAUGUGGUACUUUAUGGAUUUACUGGAGCCCUGGGCUUCCUGUUGCAUUACAUUAUACCACAAAUGCGUAAACACAUGCCCUGGCUGUGCUUUGCCAAGCCGCUGUUGAAGCAAAAGGAAUAUGGACGUUACGAAGUAUCGAAUGCGCCAAAGAUUAUGUGGUUUGAAAAGUUCUACAUUUACUUGUGUUUGAUUGAGAGAAAUGUGCUGUUUCCACUGCUGGUUAUAUCCGCAUUAACGGCCGAUGCCACUGUGAUAGCUGUAAAGUAUGGUAUUGCCUGGGGUUCGGUAAUAGUGGCAGUGUGUGCUUUAAAAUUUAUUCGCAAUGCUUAUUCGGAUCCCACAAACCAGUACCUGAUUGUUAUGUUCACUGUUCUAUUCUUUCGUGUGGAUUUCGCGAUGGCAUCCGAAACAUUUCUAAUCGACUAUUUCUUUGUGUCGUUGGCUUUUCGAAAAUGUUGUGAUUUCUUUUUAAAGCUUCAAUUUAUUGUUACAUAUAUUGCACCCUGGCAAAUAACAUGGGGCUCUGCGUUCCAUGCUUUUGCCCAACCAUUUAGUGUGCCGCACUCGGCUAUGCUCUUCCUACAGGCAGGCAUAUCGUCACUCCUGUCCACACCGCUUAAUCCAUUUUUGGGUAGUGCAAUCUUCCUUACAUCCUAUGUAAGGCCCAUUAAGUUCUGGGAAAGAGAUUACAACACACGCCGCAUUGACCAUUCCAAUACUCGUUUGAGUUCACAGCUGGAACGUGAUUUGGGAGCAGAUGAUAAUAAUUUGAAUUCCAUAUUCUAUGAACAUCUAACGCGUUCUCUGCAACAUUCAUUGUGUGGCGAUUUGAUAAUGGGUCGCUGGGGUAAUGUCAAUCAGGGUGACUGUUUUGUGCUGGCUUCGGAUUAUUUAAACUGUCUGGUUCACAUCAUUGAGUUGGGUAACGGCUUGUGCACAUUUCAAAUGCGUGGUUUGGAAUUUCGUGGAACAUACUGCCAGCAGCGUGAGGUUGAGGCCAUUACCGAAGAUGUGGAAGACAAUGAAGGCUGUUGCUGCUGUGAUCCGGGGCAUUUGCCACGCAUGCUAAGCGCCAAUGCGAUGUUUUCUACACGUUGGUUAGCCUGGCAAGUUGUGGCAUCGCAAUAUGUUGUGGAAGGUUAUUCCAUAUCGGAUAAUUUGGCCAGCACGACUCUUCAGGUGUUUGAAUACAGAAAAGUUCUCAUUACAUACUAUGUGAAGAGUAUUAUCUACUAUGUUAUCAAAAAUCCUAAACUCGAUGAAUGGCUCAGUUCCACUGUCAUCCAAGAAGCACUGCAACACACCCUCAGUCGUCAAUUUGUGGAUCUGGAUCCAAUUUUUAAUUUCAAUCUGGACGAAGACUUUGAUUUUCGUGCAGUUGGCAUAACUCGCACGAGUUUUUGUUACGUCUACCUGAGUUGGCUCAACUAUUGUUAUGACAAGCGCAAGGAAAGUUUAAAUCCCACACCAACGGCGUCCAGUGGACCAAAUCAAAAUCCUACUCCCACCGCUUCACAGGCUGGUAUUACAACGCAACAGCCAACGGCUGCCGUCUCCACAAGUACCAUCGCCAGUACACCGAAUCUCUCGACAGCUCAACAAAAGUCACAAUCACAACAGCAGCUAAGAAUACGUCCACAAAAGAGUGCAACUAUGUCGGGUAGUAAUGAAGUCGUUGUAAAUUCUGUGGAACAAAUGGCCACAUCACACUCGCUGGCAAAUAUAUCGCGUCAGGCAUCGGAAAGUGCUCCGGGCCUGACAUCCACAUCGACACCUUUAACGCGGUCUAGCAAAUCGGCUCCCUCCGGCAGUAAACAUUCAUAUCAGAAGAGUGAUUGUUCUCCUUCGGCCAGGCCAGAAGGCAGAGCAGCCUCCGCAGAGCCUUCUCGUGGUUCAUCCUCGGAGAAACCUCCUCCCAUUAAACUUAAAGUACCUUCAAUUGCCAAGGACUCGCCUAUUGUUUCAUUAUGUUUGGCUCUAAGCCUUUUGGCCCGGCGAUCUUUGGCAACAGCCUCGCACAGUUCGAUGACUGGAGUGGAGUUCUUUCUGCAUGGUUUGCAUGCCCUGUUUAAAGGUGAUUUUCGAAUAACAUCACCGCGAGAUGAAUGGGUGUUUGCCGACAUGGAUCUGUUGCAUGCCGUUGUGGCUCCAGCUGUUAAAAUGGCUUUGAAACUGCAACAGGAUCACAUCUCAAAUCCGGAUGAGUUUCGAGACCCAGAUGUUCUAUACGAAGCCAUCGAUACAAGUGCCAAGGAUUUGGUUAUUUCUCAUGAAGCGGAUCCUGUUUGGAGGAGUGCAGUUCUGCGCGGUGCUCCCAAUUUACUGGCGCUGCGUCAUGUCAUGGAAGAUGGUUCGGACGAGUAUCGUAUUAUACGUCUAACCAAACGUUUCCUCACCUUCCGUGUCAUCAAACUGAACAGGGAAUGUGUUCGUGGUUUGUGGGCUGGGCAGCAACAGGAGUUGAUCUAUUUGCGUAAUCGUAAUCCUGAACGCGGUAGCAUUCAAAAUGCCAAGCAAGCCUUGCGUAACAUUAUUAAUUCCAGUUGUGAUCAACCCAUUGGAUAUCCGAUUUAUGUUUCACCACUGACUACCUCUUAUGCCGAUACCAAUGAUCAAUUAAAGAAGGUUGUGGGUGGACCCAUAACACCGGAGGCAAUUAAAACGAAUAUUUUAGAUUGGUGGCAUCAUAUACGGGAAAAGUGUCGACAGGGCUGUAGUUCAGGUUCCUCCAUGGAGACAACUACUCACCUGGGUUUGCCGUCGGGUGCCUGUUCCAAUUCCGGCGAAAGUGGGGAUCUAAGACCAAUGUAUAUAUCUCCCCCCAUUUAUAAUACACUCACCGCCAGUACAAUGUUCAGUCGAGCCACAGCAGCAACCGGUGUGCCGGGGGCCACUUUGAGUUCUCAAUUUGGCAGUGAUGGUCUAUCCUCUAUGCGGAGUUCCAUGAAUGUAAUGAAGCCCUCCUCUACCACCCUGCUGGCUGGUCUACUCAACCGUGAACAGGAAAUCUUACGUGAGUCUCGCACAAACAAGCAACUGUUGUCUUCUUCUUCGGUGCGCAGUUCAUCGGAACGGGAACGCAGAGCAACACUGCCCAUAGCCAGUACUAGUUCGGUUCUGCCGGAGGUAAUCAAGGAUUCUGAUGAUUCGUCGCAGACCUUGGACAAAGAUGUAUCUAGUGAUAAUAUGGCUGGGGCUGCGGGGUCGCUGGUGGCCGGAGUAAAUAAUACGGUAAACAGUGGUAGCCCACGUUACACAAAAAUCUAUUGUUCCUCGGGCAAUCUGGGGAUAGGUAAUAUAAUUACCACUCCCGGUGAUUACCCGCGCAAAACAAAAGGUCCCAUUUGUUUAACGGCUGCUGCAGCUGGUGUUGGCAGCAUGAAUUGUGCAGGCACUACGACAUCGACAGAAAAUGGUUUAACGUUGGCAGGAGGAUCAGCAAUGGGGGCAGAACAACAGGGGGCAACCACAACGGGUUCCGGGACAUCUUUUAGCCGUGCUAGUACAAGUGAAGUGGCUCAGCCACGAUUUGCCUUGUAUGAAAAAGUGAUAAUAGUGGAUGAAAGAGAGAUUUUCCACAACAUUGAUCAGUGCCGACGUAUUGUGUGGCCAUUUGAAGCCCUGCGCCAAAAGGGCGGUCGUCUGUCAUGGGAUGGCUGGGAACCACGUGCCGGCAUGGUUGGCUACGUUAUUCACAUAUGGCGUCCAAAUCAUCCCAACAAAGUGUGCCGAACUCCCCUGAAUCGUGAUGUCUAUUUGAUUGAAAUUGGUGAAAACUAUGUACCAGUUACGGCCAGUGGCUUGCGGCAAUACAAUCAGGCCAUGGAUAGUGUACAAAAAGAAAUGGAAACAUCAAGACGAAACUCUUUGCAAAGAGAAAUGGCUGAGCUGAGGCAACAACAGGUCGAUCGAGGUCUUACACCGAUAUUGGGUAGCAGUUUAGAAUCCCCAACAUCCCUACUAGCCGAGGGAACACGUGGUGGCAGUGGCAGCGGUAAAAGUGGAGGUGGUGGUAUACAGGCGGUGAGUAGUAGUAGUUCAGAAGAUGAAAGUUGUCUUAUGAAUUUGGAAAAACAACGACAAGAGGAAUAUCUCAAACAAUUGUGGCAACAGGAAAAAGAUGUUGCGCCGGUUGCUGCAGGGGAUAGUAGAAAAAGUGAAGUUGUGGAAAACGAUGUAUCCUCACCAAGUGAGGAAAAGUCAUCCCUACAAGAAGAAAGCAAACUAUCCGAAACAACAUCAGGUGAUAAAGAUUCCAUAAAUGAAGAAAUAUCGCUGGAAAAGUUGACCACAUCCUCUUCCCAAAACUCAAAUAUUAGCAAUAGUUGUACUGCCAAGGAUUUGGUUGAACAUUUGGUUGAUGCCAUAUGUGAUACAGUUGUGAGUGAACAGAUUGGAAUUGAAGAGCUUGCAAAGAGCAUAGACGAAAGGGGCGAGGAGCAAGACUCGUCCGAAAACGAGUUUGAAACGAACAAUAAAGAUAAUGAAAGUGAGCUGACACUUGUCAGUAAUACUGACUCGAUUGCAAAGGAAUGUGAAGCAACUGAUGAAGAUACAUCAAAAGCUGCUGCUGCUGUUGCUGGAAAACCCAAAGAGAGUACAGAUGUUUAGCAUUUAAAUAGUACAAUAUGGUUAACAUUUGCACUAGGUAUGGACAAAGCAAAUGAUUUUAUAGGGCUAUUGGGUUCAAUGUCAUCUGCUUUCCCUGCUUUAUUUUUAUUGUCUGUCGUCUGGGUAGAGUUUUGUUUCCACGAGCACACACACACACACAUUGCCAAUGCCAAUAUUACCAAAAAGGGGUGUUCAUUUGUAACGUUUCACCUGUAUAUCCAUAAAUGAUGAGCGAGAAGUGUCCAAACCUUCACUACAUUGAUCUUCCGAAUUUCUUUCCAUAUUAUUUCUUUUUCUCCUGCGUGAUCAUAUUUUUAUUCGUUUUGCAAAGCCAAAAAUAUUUAUACUCUUACAUGAUAUUGAAAUUGUUUUCGGUUUUCUUCUUUUAUUUUCAACCAUUUAUUGCAGAAAGCAAACAAACUUAAAGUAUAGCAAUUUUAAAAAUGCUUGUAAAUAUUUGUUAAAAUUAGUUAUUUUUUACAUAACCUAAAAGAACGUAGUUAAUAUUUUAAUAAACAAAAAAGAAUAAUAUGGUUGUUUAAUUGCAAAAAGUAAAUACACAUAUACAUACAAAAAGAAGAAACCCCCAUAACAAAAAAAGUAUAUUUAAUAAUAAUUAAAACAGGGUUAUUUGUUUAGUUUCUUCUAAUGUUUCAAAGUUAAAUAUGAAAAUAAAGUUGAAAAGAGAAAAAAAAACGAAAAAAAAGCUGAAAACAAAAUGUUGUAAAAAAUUCCUUAUAUUAUUGCUUUAUUACUAGCUGAAUACACAAUAUGUUAACAUUAAUUGAAAAUUAAAACAUAUAUUAAAAAAAAACAAACAUUAUACAUAUGUAUGAAUAAAUACAUUUAUUGUAUUAUAUCUAUAUAUAACCAUUAUUAUAUAAAUAUGAUGAUAAUGAUAAAUUUAAUGUAAUUAUGGCCUAUUAUUAUCAUAGAAAAAUACUCCGAUUUUGUAAAAUGUUUGUAAAGAAAUAUCAAACCCCCCAACUGAUAAGUUAUAUUUGUAUUAUUUUUAUUAAUAUUAAAAUUAUUAUUUGUUCCAAUUGCCCCCUAGUAUAUUUGAUUAUUUUUUUCUACCAUUUUUUAUUUUCUAGUUUUAUUGCCUUUUUAUAUCUCCUCCUUCUUAUCCUCUUUAUAAAUGCACAUAACUUUUAAGAGUUUUUAGGUAUAUGUAUACAUGAAAAUAAAACCAAACAAAGAGUGUUAUUUUUCAAAAAAAUAA
Musca domestica (house fly) is the source of this 12871-nucleotide messenger RNA. It is a transcript of the gene pcx, whose product is annotated as protein pecanex. The transcript has 11 exons. Bases 940 to 11649 code for a protein of 3569 amino acids. NCBI's taxonomy places the organism in Eukaryota, Metazoa, Arthropoda, Insecta, Diptera, Muscidae. The record is from RefSeq and is a predicted model, not a curated record. Gene Ontology annotation, biological process: endoplasmic reticulum organization. Gene Ontology annotation, cellular component: membrane; endoplasmic reticulum.